AUGGCAGUGGAUGGGGUUCGCAGGACCCCUGCGGAAGGGGGACGUUUAAGGGGCAAGCGGAAAAGGAGACACCUGGAAAUGGGGGAGGAGGAGCAGCGGGGCGAGGCGGGGGCGGUGCCGCGUGGUCUGCGAGCCCGGAUAUUCCCUGGGGAGCGCACCUGCGACUUCACCUCCAGUCCCUCCCCGGCUGGGGCAGCGGGGCGCGGGCGCUCGGGAGAGGUGGCGCUGCCUACUCGGCCUCAUCUUGCUGAGAAUGCGACGGGGCGACAGCUUCCUGUCUUUUCCAGUGGCUUUUGGCAUCCCCAGAGGAAAAAACGGGGAGACCCGCUUUGGCCUCAGGAAGCGCAGAAACACUGUCCUGGCUGCGCGCGCAAGGGCGAGAACCUAGGGGACCCGCCUAAAGCGCCGUUGGGGCUGAGCACCGAACUCGCACAGCUCCGGGCAGCGACCCGCGAUGCGGCAUCCUUCCGCCCGGUGGGAGCCCUCCUAGCCCUCAGCGCGUCUAUUCCUAGCUUCGGUCCCCGCAGCCAUAUAAGCAAUGACACCCUCGCCGACUCGCCUGCCAGCUUGGCCGCCUCCCUGCAGAGGGCUGACGCUUCUCCAGAAGUUGUGCCCACUGCCCUCCCUGCUGUGUACCACUUUCUUGCUGCCUGUGAAGGUAUUUGUCCUCACUCUUGUGCUGCUCCUUCAAUGAUAGAACUUUGGGACUUUCUCAUCCAGCAGCACCAGCCUGAAAAAGCAGUGGCUUGCACCAUCACACACAUACCUGGUCUCAGAUAUAAGCUCCAUGAGAACAGCCACCUUGUUUACCUUGUUCAUGGAUACAGAACAGUGCCUGGUGCUCAAUAAAUGAACAGUGAGUGAAUAAGUGAGUGUUGAGUCAUCUAAGUGAGCUUAGAUGAACUGACAAUGAGACUGUGCACAAUGAAGAGAAAGGAGGACUCUUGAGGAAUUCCACCAGCUUGAAGAUGGCUGAAGAAAGAUGACAGAAAGCAAUCAGAGGGAUGGAGGGCAAACCAAGAAAGCAGAGUCAAGAGUAGGAAGAUUGGGAAGUGGUAGACAACAUUAGGAAAUACUGCAGAAAAACCUAAAAGGAUGAGAAUUAGGAAAGACACUAUUGAAUUUGGUCUUUGGGGCUGAAAACAAAAAGGCAGCUGCAGAAAAGAAAUUGGAGUGGAACCCCAUUUGCACAGAAAUUAUGGAGUAAUUAGGACACCAGGCAGAAAGUUUGGCAAUGAAUGGAAGGAGAGAUGACAGCCUUGGGCAUUCGCUCACAGAACGCAAGGACAUUCAUUCUUAAUUCAGUAGAAAAGUGUCGCGUUGUUACUGUCUCAAGUGGAAGCGCCCUCUCACUCCUUCAUUGUCCUAAGAGAACAAAAGGGGCCUUGAAUUUCAUGACUGCCCCAGUGAUGCUUCUGAGAGCUUGAGCUUUGGAAUCAGACUGCCCACAUUCAAACCCCAGUUCUUCCUAUUGCUGGCUGUGUGAUUUGGGGAAAAUUACUUGAUUCCCUAAGUUUUCUCAUCUGUGAAAUGGGGAUUCACUCAGUUAGUGAAUAUUAUUCAGCUCCUACCAUGUGCAGACACUGUUCUAGUGGGGGAUUCAGCAUACCAGCAGUAAAUGGAUCUCUGUACAAUGCCAAAAACAUGAAGCCAACUAUUCAUAGUAUUUUUAAGUGAUAUCCUGGUGCUGCUUCCAGGAAGAUGGAGUAGAUAUACUUUUCCCUAUUGCUCCCACUAAGUACAACUAAAACCCUGGACAUUAUGUAUAAACAUGCAUAAGAAGAUGCUGAAAGGUGGUAAGAAAGCAGACUGGCCAGGGACUUUGCGAUCCAAGGAACAACCUGGUGAUGAGUUUCCUGUACCCCAGACUUGGACUAAAGGAGCUGGCAACCCAGAAAUGCCAACAGGAGCAAAUAAAAAAUCCCCAACAAAAGCCUGUUUCUCUAGACAAAGGACUAGGACAGGGGCAGCCUAACAAAACAGAAAACUCUUAGUAACAACUUACUCCAGCUAAAUAGCACAGAAAAACCUAUGGUCCACUCCCACCCACACUACCCAAGGGUGUGGGAGUCCAGGCUAUCACAAGGGGCCUCGCCUCCACUGGUGUGGUAUCAGCAAAAGCCACAGGGAGCUGGUUCUUUCAUCCCCAUCUGACAAAAGGCUCCCGCCCCCAUGGUGUCAGCGGAGACCACACUGGGAGCCUGAACUUCCACCCACUCACAGCUGUAACAAGGCAGUCCCUCCACCUCCCUGCUGGGGUGGUGUCAGAGGAGGCCAAGUGGAGAGUCAGGACUUUCACCAUAGCCCAGUGACAAUGAAGCCACCUCCCUAUGGUGUCAGUGGAGGCCAUAAGGAACAGUAACGAGGCCUAGUGGGAAUCCAGAACUGCCACCCUGCCCAGCAGUAACCAGGAGCCCCUCCCCUCCGUGUGGACAGAGGCCAAGUGCUGAAGCUGGACUUUGCUCCCCCUAGCCCUGCUAGGUGGCUAUUAGAACAGCCAGCUAAAACUGGUUUCACCAAGACAGAUUUAGGAAGACAGUGCCCCGGGCAGGAAAAUGAAGGCACGGAGAGGUUAAAUGUAAUAACUUGCCAGUGGUCAAUCAGUAGGCAGCAGAGGAGCCAGCAUAUAAACCCAAGCUGCCCAGCUGCAGAACCACAUUCUUGUCCCAUAUGCUAUGCCUCUCAAAAAAGGAGGCCCUCUCCUUGGGACACAAAGGUAAUAAAAAUGCCUGCCCUGAGCUGUGUCUCUGUCUAGGUACACAGUUCAUGAGUGAAGGAGCUCCUGGAGUCAUGAAUAAUGGAAGUCUAGAUUGGUCAAGUAACUUGUCCCAGCCCCAGCCCAUGCAUCUGGUAUGUGGUUGGACAGGUUUCUAACUCAUUAUGUAACAUCAAGAACAUUUUAAACUGCUUUGAGACAUUUGUGAAUUAAGAUCUCAAUAAAUAGUCCUCCCUGGCACCAGCUCCAUCCACAUUAAAUGAGACUUGAAAAUUUCUUUGAAUGGAUAUUAGUUUAGAAGGAGCUAAGUUAUUAGUUGGCCUCACAUUCCUCAGUUGGGCCCUGGGCCCAGCAUGCCACUUCUUCUGGUUAUUAUGGUUCACAUCUGAGGUAACCCAUCGGGAAACUGGAUGGGACAACAAACUAAAAAUGUUUUAGUUUGGACCUGUCCAAAACCAAGAGAAUAAAAACAAAAUGGAUAGUCAAGAUGA
Pan troglodytes (chimpanzee) is the source of this 3207-nucleotide messenger RNA. RefSeq lists its product as uncharacterized. The record is from RefSeq and is a predicted model, not a curated record. Bases 1 to 849 code for a protein of 282 amino acids. The transcript has 3 exons. Lineage: Eukaryota; Metazoa; Chordata; Mammalia; Primates; Hominidae.